GUGUCCUUGUACUUCGAGCUCACGGCUGAGGGUUGGCGCGACUUUCCUUGGCGUGGCCCGGUGGAUGUUGCACUUGACGCCACCGUUGGUGAUCUGUUGGACGAUGCUCGGCAGAUCCUGUCGGCUGUGGUAGAAACUGCGCCGCCUCCGUCUCGGCACAAUCCCUACGACCUCCGCCAGCGACUAGCAAUGCUCAUGUGGGGCACGCUCUCGAUCAGGCGCUUUCAUCCGGCGGAGAUACUCACACUCGCGCACUGCCACGGCAGGCCUACGCUGCAGGUUUGCCAGAAAGUUCUUGGAGAGCUCCGCUUCCCCUCGGGCGAUGCGUAUGACCGGCGGCGCUUUGUGGACCAUGGCCUGAAACACGUGGAUCUCUACUUCCUAGAUGGAAGCUGUCCGGAUCGGGAGAUCAUCUCAAAGUUCCUCUACAUCGUUGAGAAUGAGCCGAGCGCAGUGGCUGUGCACUGCAAGGCCGGCUUGGGGCGUACAGGCACAUUGAUAGGCCUCUAUGCAAUGAAGCAUUAUCGCUGGCCUGCGCGAGCCUGGAUCGGGUGGAACCGGAUAUGCCGGCCUGGCAGCAUCCUAGGACCGCAGCAACAGUUCCUCUGCGACAUGCAGCAGGACAUGUGGCAGGCCACUGGCUUUCAGGAAUCCAAGUUUCCCGAAAUAAAGGGGCCCCAAAAGGGUUUUUAG
Messenger RNA from Symbiodinium pilosum, 693 nucleotides. NCBI's taxonomy places the organism in Eukaryota, Dinophyceae, Suessiales, Symbiodiniaceae. The record is from the annotation of a GenBank genome assembly.